Messenger RNA from Monoraphidium neglectum, 1161 nucleotides. RefSeq lists its product as hypothetical. NCBI's taxonomy places the organism in Eukaryota, Viridiplantae, Chlorophyta, Chlorophyceae, Sphaeropleales, Selenastraceae. The transcript has a single exon. The record is from RefSeq and is a predicted model, not a curated record. Bases 1 to 1161 code for a protein of 386 amino acids. Gene Ontology annotation, biological process: regulation of DNA-templated transcription. Gene Ontology annotation, molecular function: zinc ion binding; sequence-specific DNA binding.
AUGAGCUACCUGGAUGUGGACAGCUGCAUGCUAGCUUCCAGCGGCUACCAAUCCGCCAAGAACUUCCUGCUCCUGGACGAGCUGCCCUCCCCGCUCGACGCAUGCGGCCCAGACCGCGGCGCGCCGAGGGGCGGCGUCCUCAGUCAGCUGCCCGCGCCGGGCCUGCUGCUGCCGCUGCCGGAGGACGACCCCACGGCUUGCGCGGGCAUGCAGCCGCCCGCCAUGCACCACAACUACCACCAUGCGGUGGCGGCGGCGGCGUCGCAGCAGCAACCCCACCAUCACCCUCUGGCGGGCGGGAGCUGCCGGGAGCCCGCCUUUGGGCCCGCUGCGCCUGCGCCGUUCGCGCCAGCCGGUGAACUGCAGCAGCUUCACGCAUGGCAGAGCAUGCUCACGCAGCAGCAACAACAGCAGCAGCAGCAGCCGUACUACCAGCAGCAGCUGCUGCUACAGCAGCAGUACACUCACAUGCAGCAGCCGGCGCACGCGCACGCGCUGCCGCAGCCGCGGCGGGUGUACCAACUCGUCCUCUUGGACGACGCCACCGGCCGCCCGCUGCGCACCGCCACCGACGACGACGCAGCGCAUGUCGCGCGUAUGCUCGAGUCUGACAGCGGCAGCAGCGGGCUCAGCGCGACCGCCUCGCUGCCGCGCGCGAUGUCGUUCGUCGGCAGCGCGGGCGCCGUGGCCGCGAUGGCUGCGGCGGCGGGCAACGAGGAGGAGGAGGUGGGCGAGGAGGUCGGCGCGGCGGCGGCAGGCGGUGGCGGCAGCGGCGGCGGCGCCAGGGAUCAAGGCAAUGCCAAGCGCCGCAACAGCGGCAAGGCAGCCGGUGGCGGCAGCAGCGUCGGGGCGCGCUCGCAGCAGGAAGGGGACCAGCGGCAGCAGCGGCCCGAGGGUUCGGCGUCACCGGCGCAGCUGCUGCGUGCACAGGCCCCCAAGCCUGCCGCAGAGAAGCGGACGGGCCCCUGCAUGCACUGCGGCGUGGACGAGUCGCCGCAGUGGCGCAAGGGGCCGCCCCACAAGAGCGUGCUGUGCAACGCCUGCGGGACCCGCUGGCGGCGCACGCACCAGCUUGGCCCGCCGGUGGCCUCCUCUGUGCUGAGGGCAGCCGGCGCCGCCGGCAGCAAGCGCAAGGCCCAGGAGUUUGGUGGCGACAGCUGA